AUGGCUACUAGUGAAUCAUCGAAUGAAAGACGACAGAAUCUUCUUCCAAACGAAGUUUCAAAAAACAAAGAAGAUAUUCAGUUAAUUUGGCUUGAUGGAAAUAUGAAUGAUUCACAUGACUAUCUUCUCACUCAAUCUAUGUUAACUGAACUCAAUCCAGCUGUUCAGUUUUAUUCUCAUUUUGAUCGAUGUCUCAAUUUAAUCAAAGCAAUCAAACAUGAACAAAUCUUUUUUAUUGUUUCAGGUGCUUUUGCUGAACAGAUACUUUUACAAAGUCAUCAUCAUCGAUCUUUGGUCGCUAUAUUUAUUUUUUGUUCUAAUCAUCAACGUUAUAAACCAUUAAUGAAAGAAUAUAAUAAAAUCAUCGGAAUAUUUACUAAACAACAUGAUUUAUUAGAAUCAAUCAAACAAAAAAUGAAUCUAGUUGAAAAACAAACAUUAACAUUUAGUCUUUUUGAUCAAAAACAAAAGUCAAUGAAAGAUUUAUCACAAGAAUCAGCAUCAUUUCUGUUACAUCAAAUGUUAAUCUAUGUUCUAAAACAAAUGUUACAAGAUGAACAAUCAAAACAACAAAUGCUCGAUAUGUGUCGUAAUUAUUAUAAGCAGAAUAAAAAAGAACUAAAGAAGAUUGAAGAAUUUCAACAGACUUAUACACGUGACAAAGCAAUUGAAUGGUAUACUGAUGAGUGUUUUCUUUAUAAACUAUUAAAUAAAGCACUUCGAACUGAAGAUAUCGAAUUACUCUUUAAUUUUCGAUUUUUUAUUAUUGACUUAUGUUCAGCUAUUGAACAAGAAAAUCAACUUCUGAAAAAUAAUGGAACAUUAACUUUGUAUCGUGGAACACAAAUUCCAAAUGAAGAAUUUGAAAAAAUAAAAGAAAACAUUGGUAAAACUAUUUCAACUAAUGGAUUUUUAUCAACAUCACGAAAUAUCAACGUGUCACUUGUAUUUAUUCAUAUGAAUGUUCAAUCAAAUGAUUUUACAUCAGUUUUAUUUGAAAUUAAAGCAAAUCCACUAUUGAGAACAGUGGUUUUUGCUGAUGUUGGAGAUAGAAGUCGAAUAAAAGGUGAAGAAGAAGUUUUAUUCAAUCUCAAUGCACUCUUUAAGAUUGUUUCUGUUUGUUUUGAUUCCAAACUUACUGUAUGGAAAGUCGAAUUGAAUGCAACUGAUGAAGGUGCAGAAAAAGUUGAAGAAUAUCUUGCAUUAUCGAAACAACAGAUGGAAGAAUACACACCACUUAUUUAUUUUGGUCGACUUCUCAUGAAUGAAUUAGGUCAAGUAGAUCGUGCAGGAAAAUAUUUUAAUAUGUUACUGAAAUCACUUCCACAUGAUCAUCCUGAUAUUGCAUCUGUUUAUAAUAAUAUUGGUAUAGUACAUGAAGAGAGAAAUGAGUUGAAUUUGGCAUUGAAAAACUAUAAGAUAGCUUAUGAGAUGCGUCAAAAGCAACUACCUUCAAAGCAUUCUCAUAUUGCUGGUUCACUCAAUAAUAUUGGUGGCAUUUAUAGAUUAAAAGGUGAUUUUAAUACAGCACUCGAUUAUUAUCAGCAAGCUUUGAGUGUUUAUAACAAAUUAUAUCCUGGUAAUAAUCUACAAAAAGCAAGGACAAUCGAAAAUAUUGGGAGAUUAUACGAAGAUAUAGAAGAUUUCGACUCGGCUCUUGUUUAUUUGUCUCGUGCUCUCGAUAUGUAUAAGCAUGUUCUCCCUCAUCAACACUCUGAAAUAGCAUCAUGUCUUGGUGGAAUAGGCUAUACUUAUGAGAAGAGAGGUAAUUUAGAUAUUGCUCUGGAUUAUUAUCAACAACGAUUAAAUAUGGAAGAACAAUGUUUACCUUUCGACCAUUCAAGUCUUUCAGAUCAUCUUGGUUGGAUCAUCGAUACUUAUAAAAAGAUGAAUGAGAUUGACAAAGCUUUGGACUUGUGUCAACAAAAGCUUCUUAUUCAAAAAAGUAGAUUGGGUGAAAAUCAUCCUCGUAUUGCUCAAACAUUAAUGAUCAUGGCUGAUUUAAUUAAGGACGACAAUCCAAACGAAGCAUUAGAAUACUAUGAACAAGCUCUAUCUGUAUUGGAGAAAUGCACACCAUCUGAUUACCAAGUCACUUCUGAGUGUUUGACAUCAAUGGCUUGUUUAUAUUCCAAGUAUGAUAUGAUGGAGGAUGCAUUACGAUGUGACCUUAAAGCACUUGAAAUUGAUCGUCAAACAUUGUCUUCUGAUCACAUUAACAUCGCAAACAGCUUGAGUAAUAUUGGUCUAUGUUAUGAAAGAAUGAACAACUUAUCCGAAGCACUUCGUUAUUUCAAUGAAAGUCUUUCGAUCUAUCGAGCUAAUUAUGGACCAGAACAUGAAAUGGUGAAGAGAGGUGAAGUAAACAUUAUCAGAUUGAAAGAGAAACAAUUACCGCUACCGUCCCAUAUGAAGAAGAAUAAAAAAAACUCAAACAAUAACAAAUCGUCCACCAUCGUUAACAGUAAAGAAUGUUUAAUUCAAUGA
Adineta steineri is the source of this 2487-nucleotide messenger RNA. NCBI's taxonomy places the organism in Eukaryota, Metazoa, Rotifera, Eurotatoria, Adinetida, Adinetidae. The record is from the annotation of a GenBank genome assembly.